Molecule: messenger RNA, 933 nt
Organism: Penicillium nucicola
Lineage: Eukaryota; Fungi; Ascomycota; Eurotiomycetes; Eurotiales; Aspergillaceae
Product: sterol desaturase family protein
Exons: 3
Coding region: 1-933 (310 amino acids)
Biological process (GO): lipid biosynthetic process
Molecular function (GO): iron ion binding; oxidoreductase activity
Source: RefSeq, a predicted model, not a curated record
AUGGAUGUCUUCCUAGAUAUCCUUGAUACGUUGAUCCUCGAUCGAUGCUAUGCAUUUCUCUCGCCAGAUUUGAAUGCCAGUCUUGAAAGUUACAAUUCUACAAACUUCCAACUAAACCGACAUGUGAAGGUUUACUACCCUAUGGAGGCUUCCAAGUGGGCAGAAGCCAGUCUUUGGAAACGAGAUGAUCUUGCCCGACAAGCAUUGUCCCUAUACAUCGUCACCUGGCUUUUCGCAAUGAUCAUGUACCUGCUCGGCAGUCUUGUACUAUACCACACAUUAUUCGACAAAAGAUUACUUCGACACCCCCGAUUCCUUGCGAACCAAAUAAAACUCGAGAUUGAACAAGGCAUAUCCGCAAUCCCAGUCAUCACGUUCCUCACAGUCCCGUUCUUCAUCGCGGAAAUUCGCGGCUGGUCCAAGCUCUAUGACUUCACAAGCGAAUCUCCAUUCUGGGGAUACACGCUAUUACAAUAUCCAUUCUUCAUCUGCUUCACGGACAGUGGGAUCUACUGGAUUCACCGGGGCUUGCACCACCCUCUGAUCUACCGCUGGCUUCACAAGCCUCACCACAAAUGGGCUGUUCCGACACCCUUUGCUAGCUAUGCAUUCCACCCGCUGGAUGGGUGGUCGCAGAGUCUACCAUACCACGUUUUCCCCAUGCUGUUUCCCUUGCAGAAGAGUGCAUACUUGGGACUCUUCAUUUUUGUUACGAUGUGGACGGUUUUGAUACAUGAUGCUGAGUAUCUACCCACAUCUGAGAUCAUCAAUGGAGCUUCAUGUCAUACAAUGCACCAUCUUUACUUCAACUAUAACUAUGGCCAGUUUACAACAGCCUGGGAUCGUCUGGCGGGAACUUAUAGGAAGCCCAAGGGCGAUGCUUUCAUGGAGAACAAGCAAGGAGCCGAGAAGGUUUCUGAUAAAUGUGAAUAG